CGGUCCGCCCAGUUGGUGAAACUUAGCAAAGGGUCGCUUGCUUGCGCACUGCAUGGCAGUCGGCGGACACGCACUCACUUUGCCCCGUCCCCUAGACUUAACGGACCACAAGAAGAAGAAGUUUAAUGGCUAUCAUGCGGGAUGACCUAGAUGAGAUGAUGAUGAUGCGCGAGGAGGCCGAGGAUGUCUUUUACGAGGAAGGUGUGUCGUCGCGCAUCCCGGAGAUCAUGGCGGCCGGUGGGACGCACUCCCCGGGAGGGCCCAACGGGAUCAUUCGGAGUCAGUCCUUCGCCGGCUUCAGCACCCUGCAGGAACGGCGCUCGCGGUGUAACUCCUUCAUGGCCAACUCGGUGGCACAGAAGAAGCCGGCGUCCAAGCCCAAGAGGCCUCACCUGUCCGGUCACAAGGGCGGCGGCGGCGGCAGCGGCGGCUCCAGAGAGCCUCAACCGCAAAGACUGGAGGACGUCUACACAGCACUCAAACGAGGCCUGGACGAGUAUCUGGAGGUACACCAGGCAGAGUUGGACAAACUGACAUUACUCAUGAAGGACAUGAAGAGGAACUCGCGUCUGGGCGUUCUCUACGAUCUGGACAAGCAAAUCAAAGCCAUCGAGAGGUACAUGAGACGGCUCGAGUUUCACAUCAGCAAGGUAGACGAGUUGUACGAGGCCUUCUGCAUCCAGAGUCGCCUGCGGGACGGAGCCAGCCGCAUGAAGCAGGCCUUCACCUGCUCGCCCUCCACCAAGGCCACCAAGGAAAGCAUCGCCGAGGUCAACCGGCGCUACAAAGAAUACACCGAGAAAAUGAGCGCCUUUGAGAGCGAUCUGGAGAACCUGCUCGGGGAAUUUCACAUCAAGAUGAAAGGUUUGGCAGGCUUUGCUCGUCUCUGUCCGGGAGACCAGUAUGAGAUCUUCAUGCGCUACGGGCGUCAGCGGUGGAAGCUGAAGGGUCGGAUCGAGGUGAACUCCCGCCAGAGUUGGGAUGGCGACGAGAUGGUCUUCAUGCCGCUCAUCAGCGACCUCAUCAACAUCAAGGUGACGGAGCUGAAGGGCCUGGCCACCCACCUGCUGGUGGGGAGCGUCAUCUGCGAGACCAAGGAGCUGUUCACCGCCAUGCCGCAGGUGGUGGCUGUGGACGUCAACGACCUGGCCACCAUCAAGCUCAACCUGGAGGUCACCUGGUUCCCCUUCGACGCGGAGGACCUGACGCUGUCGUCGGGCAACGUGAGCAAGGCGGCGGCGCUGCAGCGGCGAGUGUCCGUCUACAGCCAGGGCACGCCCGAGACGCCCACCUUCCAGGACGCCUCCUUCUUUACGUGGCGCCAUCCCCCUGCCGAGCGCCAACGCCCAUCCUUUCUGCACGCGCUCGGUGGCGCCCUGCUGGAAACCUUCCGGCGCGCCCGCUCCUUCGGCGAACUGUCGGCGCCCAGGCCCAAGGCCAGCCUGGAGGUCUACUCAACACUCCCAGACGACGUGUUUGAAAAUGGCAGCGCGUCGGAAUGCAAGCGUCUGUCAUUCGCCUUCUCGGACAUCUCCAGCCCAAGCCCGGCACCCAGCUCGCACUCCCCGGCGCCGUCCAACCCAGAUAUCACCGUCACGCCGCCAGACACGGAUGCGUCCACCUCGCCCUCCAGGCUGCGGGAGGGCUCCAUCGCCGAGGAGGACGAGGACGACGACGAAGAAGGCGGCGGCGACGGCGAGACGGAUAGCGGGACGAGCGGCAGCCUGGAGGACUCUGAAUGGGAACGCACCGAGUCCCAACGCAACGGGCGCACGGCCACCGUCUCGCCCGAGGACGUCUUCCUGGACCACGCCGAGCACCUCAAGCCCGUCCAGUUGGAACAAGACGACGACAACGGCGGCAACCUGACGCGGCAGCUGGUCAAGCGGCUGACGUCGUCGUCGGAGGCGGAUGACGACGAGGGCGGCGGCAACGUGGAGGUGGGCCACGGGCUGCUGGCGGAGGGCGGCCUGGAGGACGCCAUCCACGGCCUGCUGCUGACGCUGGAGACGCUGACGCACCGAUGCCGAGAGCUGCAGGACCUGGAGCAGGAAGUCAUGCGGCUGGAGGACCUCUUGAAGUGCCGCCUGCCGGGCCACAGGAGCCGCUCGUCCAGCCUCAGCCUGACAGUGGAAAGCGCGCUGGAGAGUUUCGACUUCCUGAACACGUCCGAUUUUGACGACGACGACACUGGCGACGAUGCCACCGUUGCCGCCGCCGUCGUCGUUCUGGCCACGCCGCCGCAGCCGCACAGGUCGCCGCCAUUCGACAGCGACGCUGACAGAAUCGGAGGACAGCAGGCGGAGGCGCGAGGCCACCUGAGCGAGGCGUUGACGGAGGACACGGGGGUAGGCAACAGCGUGGCCGGCAGCCCCCUGCCGCUCACCACCGCCAACGACAGCCUGGACGCCGCCCUCGCCGUGCACCUGCGUUACUGCCGUCGACUCGUCCAGGUUUUGAGCAGCGGCGUAAGCGCGUGGCGCCGUCGCGGCCUCCUGCUCAAGUUGGCGUCUCAGACGGCGCUGGUGGAGGGGCUGGCUGAGGUCAUCGUGGACCACCCGGGGCCGCUCACGUCUCCCACCCAGGCGGCACCGGGCCUGGCGGAGCGCGACGGGCUGAUGGCGCUGUGGGCCGAGUGCAGCGGCUCUGCGGGACUCUUCCACACCGCGCUCGACCGGGUGGCCAGUCACAUGACGCGGCGCUACCAGGGAACGCUGAGGGAGAAAUACCCGCAGGGUUGCCAAGCAGUGAUCCCUUUGGUGGCGCGCGAGAUGGUGGACGCAAACGACUUCCCAGAGUGCAACGGCCUGAGGCAGGACGUCGUCACCGUUUUUCAGUUCCACACGUACGUGGCGCAACGUCAAGUCCGCGACAUGGAGACCCACCUGCUGCACUUGGCCGCCGAGGAGUCAUUUGCAGAGAGGUUGCGUAGCGGAGACUCGUCAGCUCUGGAGGAGGUGCCAGCGUGGGGCCUGUGGCCUCACAGCGCCACCCUGAGGACGCUGGCCUCACUGCUCCUCGCCGAUGACCCAACCGUCAACAAGGCGGCCGCCGAUUACCUCGCCGCCGCCACGCCGCACGCCCAUUUUCGGAACAAGGCGGUGGAAUGUUACACCGAGUCGCUGUCGGAGGCGGGCGUCCACAGCCAGAGGGCGGCGUGCACGGCGCUCAAUUGCCUGCAGGCAGUGGAGAGCAUCCGAGCUGUGGUGGCGCUGUGCGACUCAGCCGACGAGGAGCUGCGACACGUUGCCAUCGAAACGCUGCUCAUGUUCGGCGAGGAGGGUCGUCUGGCCUACGAGCAACUGGACACGGUGCCGGGGGAAAUGAUUCGCUUGGGCACUUGGCGGGGAAGCGCCGUCAGAAGACGGCAUGGCAGGGUGGGGGGGGGGGGGGGUAAUUAACAUCUCGUGAACCGAAUCGCUGCACACCACAACAUGCACACACAACCACAAGAAUAUUUUGGGGUUCAACUGGAAAAGCACAAUCGAUCACUGGACACGGCACUCGCAACUUGCUCACGUCUUCACUGGUGACUGUAAAAGCUCAACUGUUUGUAUUUUUGUUUUUU
Messenger RNA from Hippocampus comes (tiger tail seahorse), 3568 nucleotides. It is a transcript of the gene ripor2, whose product is annotated as RHO family interacting cell polarization regulator 2. The record is from RefSeq and is a predicted model, not a curated record. The transcript is spliced from 24 exons. NCBI's taxonomy places the organism in Eukaryota, Metazoa, Chordata, Actinopteri, Syngnathiformes, Syngnathidae. The coding region runs from base 126 to 3401 and encodes 1091 amino acids.